Molecule: messenger RNA, 3300 nt
Organism: Hemibagrus wyckioides
Lineage: Eukaryota; Metazoa; Chordata; Actinopteri; Siluriformes; Bagridae
Product: cortexin-2
Exons: 2
Coding region: 538-771 (77 amino acids)
Source: RefSeq, a predicted model, not a curated record
GGUUGGAUCACACGUCUCUCUCACUCGCCCAGCAUUCAGUGAACACACUUUGAGGAAUUGCUAUGGCAACUGGUUGCUAUGGGUGAUAUGACACCACCACACACUCAAUCUGGUAGGGGGGAGAGGGAGUUGCACAACAAAAGCCAGGAAUGCAAGCAAGGAAAAGAAGCUAUUAUUUUGAUUUCUGAAUGAACUGAGGGACUGCGUUAAAAAGUUGGCAAAACGUAUGGCUUCAGGAGGGGAGUCAUAAUGGACGCUGAGACUUUCACAGUUUAUUUUUGGCGUCCAUCUGCUUGCCUCUGACGGAUCUCUUUUAGCUGCUCCUCCACAACAGAACAUUCUCCAAAAUGAAACCCCUAUGUGUUCAUAGUGCUUUCAUUAAAAAAAAAGAAAAAAAAAGAAACAAAAAGGACCUAAUGGUAUUAAAUGCUUCUGACAGGAAACUUGUUGAAUCUGAGGCUCGACGUGAUGGCUACAUGCCACUGAGGCUGUGGUGAGGGAGGUUCGUGGGUUACAGAGUGCAUUAAGAACCUGAGGAUGGCGGAGCACCUCCACAGCAGCACGCUGUCUGCGUCUGGGGCCACUCAGCCCAUCCCUUUCCUCACCCUUGAGCAAAAGGCAGCUUUCGUCUUUGUACUGCUUCUCUUCAUUUUCCUGGGCCUUCUGAUUGUGCGAUGUUUCCGCAUUCUGCUGGACCCCUACAGCAGCAUGCCUUCUUCCACAUGGACAGACUAUAUGGAGAAAGACACAUUUGACUACCGCAUCGCCUGAGGGACUGCCUGGGCUUGGCCGUUCAUGACGCCACAUGAUGGCUACCUCACAGUCUCCAACACAGAUUCAAAUAACAUUCCCAUGCCAGUGGUGUACAUAUGGUGGCAAGAUGUCUCAUUUUUGAAAAAAACGAACAAAAACAAAACAAAACAAAUGUUCUACAAUACAUUUCUUCCAUUUAUACUUAUGGGAUAAUUUACUGCCAGCACAAUACCUCACAUAUUUCACCACAGUUGAUAAGUGAUGUCACAUCCAGGUUUCCUGAGAAGUAUUAGCGAUGACACACCCGGAGCUAAAACUAGCCAAUUACCUGUCAUGAGUAGUUUGGGUGAGCUAUUUAUCUCAUGUUGAUGCAGUGUAAAUUAUUAAUUCUCACAAUGAGGGUAAAUCCGUUAUUGAAUUUGUUUCUCCACUACCUUUAUAGAUUUUAAAGUGCUUUGGUUUAGGGAUCGUAAAAUCUUGUUGUUCAGAAAGUCCUGAGCUUUUGGCCUUAUGAUUCAGUGUGUUUACAGAGCUGCCAGAAAAAAAAACCUGGCCUCAUUGUUAUUAAGCUAAAUGUCAAUCAAUGUAAUGACCAAGCAGCCUUCUUAGGCAUCUGGAUGAGAGCUUUGACAAGUUCCUCCUCUCUCUCACUCUCUUUCUGUCUUUUUCUCUCUGCAGUGUGCUUUAAUAGGGUGUGUCUGAUGUGGUGCAUAUUGUUCAACAGUAUUUCCUAAUUACAGAAAUGAACAGUUCAUUCAAAUGGUGUGAAUUCGCUGUUGUGCACAAGCUAUCAGUGCAUUAUUGAUUUUGCAAAUGCUCUGGUUGCAAAGCUGUGAUUAGCUUAACUACAUGUUUUUAAAAGAGAUCCAGCUCACUUAAACAAGAAAUGUGUCUAUGAUGUGCAAAAGAUAUGAAUUGCCAUUUCAGUGCCUGUUUUUAUUUCAUUUUACUACCUGCUAUUGAUUUAUAGUCUGUAUAGUUGAGAUUGUUCUGUUUGAAACUGUCAUUGGAGGCAGUUAUUGCCACAGCACAUUAAGCUCCAGCGACAGGAAUUACUGUAGUCAGUCAUUACAAUGCACAUUGUGUGUGUGUGUGUGUGUGUGUGUGUGUGUGUGUGUGGGUGGGUGGGUGAGUUUGUUUGAUAUAUUAGGUACUUAAUACUGAGACACUCUUCAGAAAGACCAUGUGCCAUGUGGUUCACAAAUAGGUUUUGCAUUUGAUGUGCUUUUUAUAUUUGUUUCCAAAUAAAGAUUAAUGUAUUUCUCCCUAGUUACUGAAUGGUAAGAUUGAGCAGUCAAAUUAUUUGCUAUGCUACAUGUGAUACCGGCAGGUCCUAUCAUACAUUCUAGAGAUUUUUAAAAGCAUAAUGCUUUCAGACGCAUACAUUUUUUUCUACAAAUAUGUAUGAUUUUAUUAUGGAAUAUAUGUAUUGUGCGCAAUUAGUUCUUGAAUAGGAAAUGCCACAGCCACUUAAUCAUCAAUAUUACAGCUAUGAAAGAAGAUAUUAACCCAUUCAUUUUCAUUUUCUAUUAUAGAAGAAGUUGAAUAAGUGAUAAGACACUGUUUCUGAUUUUCACUCACCAUUACUUUUAGUAGAGAAAAUUAUAUUUUAAUAAUUUACCAUUGACUGGUUUAACUGAAUCCUUUUCUGUGGGACAGCAAUGCUUAUGUGCUUGAGUCUGAAAUGUCAUUCACUACACAUGCUUUAAAGUCAGAUUUAUAAGUCACUAAUUACUGAAAUGUGCACUAAAACUCUAGGGAUUUAGGCUACUAAUGUAAAACAUAAAAAAGAAAAAAGAAAUUUAAAGCCAGCAGACCAUCUUCAUUAUGUACAGAUGGGGCUUCACUUGAGUUUUACAGAUCCGCAACCCAGUGUGUCAUUUAGCAACAUAAUAUCUGUAUGGAAGAGUCUAUUUAGCCAUAUUAGGACAGAGUACACAUUAGGACAUAGAAGUCAGUCUACUUUUUCAAUUAUUAUACUUACAUUGACAUUGAAUAAUUUGUGUUAAUGAAUAUUUAAUAUUUUAAUUAAAAUAAUGAUGAUGAUGAUGAUGAUGAUGGUUAUGAUAAUGAAUAGUUUUAUUAAAUUAUUAUUAGUAGCAGAAAUUUUACUAAAUUAUUAUUAGUAGCAGAAAUAGUAGUAGUAGCAAUAUACAUCUAGGUAAUAUUUAUUCUGUUUAUUUUAGCCUCUCCUCUUUAUUAAUCAAUCUGAAUUCAGAGGUAAAGCAAUAGACCACUGAAGCUUUUAGCGAAAAAGUAACUGCUUCCCAAAUCAGUGGAAUUAUUUAAUCAACAUUAAUGGAUGAAUUCAUUUUUUUUUUUUUGCAAUUCAGAAGUCAUUUAAAUGUAAGCUGUUCAGUGAGAAAUUUCUCCAGGACAAGAGAACAUUAAAGCCUUCUGAUUAAGUUGGCAAAUGAGUGACGACAAUCAUAUAACAAGUUUUACUGAAUUCAUCAAUGAUGCCCAUAUUUGUGGAAGCCAAAAAUGAGCUGACAUUAUUCUGAUAAAUGAAGUGAAUAUAGACCAGAAUAGAGCGGUUGCAAAAAA